Molecule: messenger RNA, 5661 nt
Organism: Pseudophryne corroboree (corroboree frog)
Lineage: Eukaryota; Metazoa; Chordata; Amphibia; Anura; Myobatrachidae
Gene: PAIP1
Product: poly(A) binding protein interacting protein 1
Exons: 11
Coding region: 7-1578 (523 amino acids)
Biological process (GO): regulation of translational initiation
Molecular function (GO): protein binding; RNA binding; translation activator activity
Source: RefSeq, a predicted model, not a curated record
CUGCAGAUGGCGCUGUCCUCCCAGUUCUCCUGUUGUGGUCUUGGCAGGGGCGGAGCGGGCAUAGUGAUCGGGCCCGGGGGGCUGCUCGUAUACCGAGCUCCGCGACCGGACUGCUGUUAUAGAGCUAUGUCUGACGGCUUUGAUCGCGCCCCGGGGGCAGGUAGAAGCAGAGGCCGCGGCACGCUGAGUCUGGGGACGGGGGCAGGGAGAGGCCGUGGCCGGGGAGCGGAGACCACCGACAACGGGAAGGUAGCCGGCUUCAGGGCCCAGAGCCACGUAGAGGAGUCGGGGAAGCCCACAUCACAGAGGGCGGGAGGUCUCCAGCAGCAGCAGGAGCCGCUCCGUCCGCCAAUUACAAGCCCGCCCCGGGGGCCCGACAUCACCGCAGCUCAACAGAUAAGCCAGAAAAAGGCUCAUUUAUCUGCCCAAACCAAUUCCAUGGCAGUGUCCAAGGGCCAGCACCAGGAUUCCGGGGCCGUCAUCUCUAACCUGUCCGUGAACGCAGCAGAGUUCUACCCGUCUGGAUAUUCUGUAGAUAACUAUGUGGAAGAAAACGGAGGCUACCCGGUUGUCCCUGAGCCGACUAUGGCAGAAUACGUCCAGGAUCUACUAAACCAUUUAACAGAACAGCCUGGGAGCUUUGAGGCUGAAAUCUACCAGUUUACAGAUGUACUAAACAACUGGGUCACCACCGAAGAGUCCUUACAGGAAGUGGUGGAGCUUCUCUAUCAGCAGGCAACUUCAGUACCGAAUUUCUCCUACACGGGCGCACGUCUGUGCAAUCACCUGUCCAUUAACCUUCAGAUAAACCCACAGAACUGGAACUUCAGACAGUUGCUGCUUAAGAGGUGUCAGACAGAAUUUGAAAAAAGAGAUCAGGCAGCGAAAGGAGACGAAGCGACACGGAAGCGCUUUCAUGCCUUUGUACUGUUUUUGGGGGAACUUUAUCUUAACCUGGAGAUCAAAGGAGCAAAAGGCCAGGUGACCAGAGCUGUGAUCCUCCAGAGCGGUCUGAAGGAGCUGCUGAAUGCUCUGUUCUCCAAUCCCGUGGAUGAUAACGUCAUCUGCGCUGUGAAACUACUGAAGUUAACUGGAUCGGUUCUAGAAGAUGCCUGGAAAGAGAAAGGGAACUCCUACAUGGAGGAAGUGAUCCAGAGAAUGAAGAAUGUGGUUCUGGAUGCAGACUGUAGCAGGUUGAAAAUGGCAAUUAGCCCAUCACAAGAUGUGAAACAGAUGCUACUGAAGUUGGUAGAACUUCGGUCGAGUAACUGGGGGAGGGUCCAAUCGGCAUCAACCUUCAGUGAAGCAACUCCUGAAAAUGACCCGAAUUACUUCAUGAAUGAGCCCACAUUUUACACAUCAGAAGGUGUUCCCUUCACUGCGGCCGACCCAGAUUAUCAGGAAAAGUACCAGGAGAUGCUGGAUAGAGAAGACUUUUUCUGCGAUGAAAACGGGACAGAUUUACCUGGUUCUGGAGAGCCGUUCCUUGAUGAUUUAGAUGACGACGCGAUGGACCCAGAGAUGGAAGAGGCCUACGAAAAAUUCUGCUUGGAGUCAGAGCGCAAGAGAAAACAGUGAAAACACAGGCGUAGUGAACCGAUUGCGCGGCACGUCCAGUAUGUUCAGCAAACAGGGCAGAUGUAUCAUUCUUACACCAAAUUUGUUAAGUUCAAGCUUAUCUGAAAACUAGAAAUUUAUGCAAUCUUUGUUUAACUGAAUGCCAAAAAAAAAAAAAGCGUACGCUGAUACCCUGUAACUUAAAACGACAGUUUGUGUAUAUAUUAUAGUUUAAUUUCUGUACAGUUAAAAGAACAGUGUUUUUGGCUGCAAUAAAAUGAAACAAAUUCAAAAGUAUAUUGUCAUAACUUUGAUGAGAUGGGAACUGCAGAUGAUACAAGGGAUGUGGCAGUUACUGAAUGAGGCCUAGGAUAGGCCGAAUCAUUCAGACUGGGUGGGUGUAGCUGGUCGUGACGAGCUUACACCCACCCACCCCACUUUGCCCAUUUCCCUUUUGUCAGAAGUAUUUUGGAUCUGUUUGUGUCCUUGACAUGGAAACCUUCCUUAGCAAACACACAGCUUAGUUUACCCACAGGUAUUCUGUUUGCUCAGCAUGUCCACGGGAUCUUCUCAAAAACAGACCGUUUGUGUUCUCACUUUCAUCAACUUUGUAAGGGGGGUGACGUUAAAAUAUCGAAGAGGGUUCUGUUUGUGAUGCAGAUGAUUUCCAUUCUCUAUGUAACAAGUCAGUGGAAACCUAACGUGGAAGGGGCUGUUGUCCGAAGGUGCCAGAUGUAUAUUGAUAUUGUAUUAUAUAGCUUUAGUGAUAAAGUGUGUAGAUUCUGUGGUUUUAGGUUUUGAAUGAAUACCAAUCUUGCCUCAAAAAAAAAAAAAAAAAAAAGUUUUGUGCAAAUGGAAGGAAAUGUGGAAAAAAAAUAAAAAAGGCAUUGAAAUAUAUUAAUGAUAUGGGGAAUGUUGGCGGGCUGUGUAAUCGGAUUCCUUUUAUUUCUGAAUGAAGCUGUGACCAUGUGACAUGAUUUUCAAGCUUUGUUUCCAGCCUGAUGCGGUCAUUGAUGAGUUUCUUGCCCUCAUUAUAGAUUGUUUUAGCCAUUCAGUAUGAUUGCCGGUGUGUUGUAUCUCUCAGAAUGUAAUGUGUCUUCAGACUGCAGGAUUACGCAACCUGUGUCUCUUUCACUGUUGUGGAACCGAAUUUCCAGCAUGCCCUGUAAACUGGCUGGCAGGGUAUGCUGGUACUUGCAGUUUCAGACCAUGCGGAGAGCCCUAGAUUGCCAACCUUUUGUUUUACUGUUUACUGUUUGUUGUUCCUGACAAUUAGAGGAAUUGUGUCCUUGAAUAAAAAAUGUCUCAACCAGACCCUAUGACCCCCCUUCCUCCUAUAGUCUUGCUGUUGUUUACGUAGCACCUAUUAUAGUCUAGAAUAUGGAGCUAUACUUUUAAAGGCCCUCAAGUCUAAUCCCUGAUGAUUUCAUUCAUUUCACUUUAAUUUUCUUUGCAGCAGUAGUUGCAUUUCUGACAUCUAUGGGUAUAUUUACUAAGCCUCAACUUUUCAAAACUACUAAUUUUUUUGCUGUUUAAAAUAUCACAGGCGAAACCACUGAAAGUCUGUAGUUUUGGAAACCUGCUGCUUAGGAAAUAUGACCCAAAAUAAAUAAAUAUAUAUAUAUAUAUAUAUAUAUAUAUGUAUAAAUAUAUAUAUGUGAAUGUAUGUAUGUGUGUGUGUGUGUGUGUGUGUGUAUGUAUAUAUAUAUAUAUAUAUAUAUAUAUAUAUACAUACAUACGUAUACUGGUUGAGUAUCCCAUAUCCAAAUAUUCCGAAAUACGGAAUUUUUUGAGCGAGAGCGAAAUAGUGAAUCCUUUGUUUUCUGAUGGCUCAAUGUACACAAACUUUAUUUAAUACUCAAAGUUAUUAAAAAUAUUGUAUUAAAUUACCUUCAGGCUGUGUGUAUAAGGUGUAUGUGAAACAUAAAUGAAUUGUGUGAAUGUACACACACUUUGUUUAAUGCACAAAGUUAUUAAAAAUAUUUGCUAAAAUGACCUUCAGGCUGUGCGUAUAAGGUGUAUAUGUAACAUAAAUGCAUUCUGUGCUUAGACUUGGGUCCCAUCACCAUGAUAUCUCAUUAUGGUAUGCAAUUAUUCCAAAAUACGGAAAAAUCCGAUAUCCAAAAUACUUCCGGUCCCAAUCAUUUUGGAUAAGGGAUACUCAACUAUAUAUAUAUAUAUAUAUAUAUAUAUAUAUAUAUAUGUAUAUCUAUCUAUAUAUAUGUCUAUCUAUCUAUCUAUAUAUAUAUAUAUAUAUAUCUCCGCUAUGAUUAAUGGCAGUUUUCUUUCUUCUUCAAAUUAUAAUCUUGUUAAAAUCCUCCAAAGCAUGAAGUUGUAGCAUCUAACCGUAAUGCUAACUCCAGUCUUUAUGCCCUAUUUCUCUACACCCAGAACUAGGACUCGCCUAUGUAGGUGACCGGUUUAAAUAAAAAUACUUUUUAUUUUGUAUAUCAUUAAAUGUCGCUGAAACUCAACGCAUGCAGCUAUUUUAUAGACUGAACCAAUCAAUAUCUCUGAUAGUGCAGCCAGUCAAUCUGCAAACUACCAAUGUAUAAUGGCCAUGAUUCUUUGUAAGACUGUUAUAGCCUGAAUAUGGCUGCUCAGCAAUUGGUGCGCUUAAGUAUAGCUAUGCUUAGUAAUUAAUUUAUAGAUUUGCACAGAUUUGGUCAUGAUUAUUUUGAUGCCACGAGGCCUUGUCAUGUCAGAUUAUAGUCUAUGGGAUCUGCUGUUAUAGAGUUUCAGAGAAAGGUUUAAAUAGCCUGAAUAUGCAUAUAAUGAGCCAUGUUUACACUAGAGAUGAGCGUGUUCGGAUUUACUUGGUUCUUAACGCCAGAAUUAACGCCAGUUCGGAUUCAUCCGGAUUUUUCUUAUUGGCUAACCAAAAAACAUGACAUCCGAGAGCCAGUAAGAUGCCGUUUUGUGAUCAGAGUAAAUCCAAACCCGCUCAGCUCUAGUUUACACCAGGGGUUUUAAACUCCAGUCCGUUAGUACUCCUAACAGGUCAUGUUUUCUAGUUUUCUUUAAUCAUGCACUGGUAAAUUAAUCUCUCUUGCUUUGUCAGUAACUGUCCCUCAUGCUUUCACAGAUAGGAAUCCUGAAAAUGUGACCUGUUGGGUACAUGGGGUUUGGAUAUGAAAAUCACUGGUUUACACUCCUCGAAGGCUUAUUAUUGCAGUUCUGUAAUACAGUUUAUUAAUUCACUAGUGACCCCACUACUCAGUAGUCCCUAAUAAGCUGAUACAAUCCCCCCACAAUACAGUUUCCUCCACUCUGUGUUGGCAAAAGACCCACUUCAAAGAACCAUUACACCUAAACGCAUACUGCUUCACAUGAUUGCAAUCACAGACAUGUAAAAAUUUGCACAUCUUGAUAGAACUUGAGAUAUUUCACAUAGUAUUUACGUUUGCUAUGCGGCUAAGUGCAGGCUAGUGCUUUGUUUUCAGUUUUAGCUGUGUCCAUUCACGGAAUUGCACAUAGGGAAUCCGCUGUGUCUUAAAUAUCUUAAGUUAUGGUAACAUGUUAACUUUUUUUUUUACAUAUGUUUGUGAUCCAAAACCACACUGUAUAAUAUUUAAGUGUUUUUCUGUAAGCCAACUUGUGGUUUAAUGGUUCUUUUAAGGAAUGAAACUUCAUUAGGCAUAUAGGGUUCCAUUAUUUGUGUAAUGUGCACUAGACAUACUCCACAAAGACUUGCUAUCCGUACAUACAGCAGUUCAUCAAAAAUAAUCAAGUUUAAUUUCAUGUUUUACUCUUGUGACUGGUACGUUUUUCAGAGAUGCAGCACUCUGUAAUCUAGCGGAGAGAUAUCGUCCAUAGGAUAAUGCCUCCUAUUUUCUUAUUGGGCCCUUGUAGACUGGAAUGUCUGAUGUGUGUUUAUUUUAGUCAUACUAUAGAACCUGUAAUAUUACCGUGGUGGGGGGAAGGGGGUCAUGGUCCUGACCGCCUGUACUGAAUCCAUCUGCACUGAUAAUUCUGAGGUACAGCUGCUGCCAUACUGCAUUAUGUAUAAGCACUUAACAUGUUUUGUACAUUCAUUGUUGUGAGAGUUAUUUAUCUUUUCUGUUCUCCCUUGUAUAAAUACAGUAAAUAAAAGAUUUUACAUUA